GUUUCCAGGAGCCUCCCUCUCCGCCCGCAGCUCCCGCGCGCCCCCGCCCAUGAGCGGCGCGGGCGCCGAGUCCGCCGAGGAGAGCUCGGGCAGCGCCAGCGGCAGCGGCGAGGGCGGCGACAGCCCCGCGGCGGGGCCGUCGCCGACGGAGAGCCUCGAGGAGGACGGUUGGCAGCUGCUGGCCGAGAACUUCCAGGCGCUCGAGGAGGAGCAGGGGGACCUGAACGAGUUCGGCGAGGAUGACCCGCCGCGCCUCGAGGUGGGCGCCACCCUCGCCUGGCAGCUCCUCUCUGCGCCGCUGGGGCGGGAGAGCCUCGGCGCCUUCGGCGUCAACGGCCCGCCCAUGAACGUGAUGGACUGCUGCCCGGUGUCCGGCCGCGUCUUCGUGGCCAACCAGCGCAGCCUGCUCGGUUUCUCGCUGGCCUCGCUGCGGCGGCUGGCGACCCAGGAGAACGCAGCGGGGACCGCCCUCCGCGAGGACCAGGAGGCCGCGGAGGGCGGCGAGUGGAGGUGCGAGAGGCCGCUGCUGCUGCGCGCGCAGGCGAACCGCCUGCGGUGCGGGCAGAUCGCGGGCCGCGCGGUGGUCGCGACCGUCGACGCAGCGGGCGGAGUGACGGUCGUGCCCAGCGACCGCGCCGGCUUGGAGCCCGUGGUCACCGUGACGAACAAGGCUCGGGCGAGGGCGAGUGGAGACCGCGGCUGCAGGGUGCGGCCCGACGCGUGGACCGCGAGCGAGCAUCGAGGGGCACUCGUGAACCCGAUGGCCCCCGACGAGGCCGCGUGGACGGGCGCGCCGGUGAGCACCUGGGGCCUGGCGCUGGCGCCGCACGGCGACCAGCCCCCCGAGUCCGGCGUGGGCGCGCUGGCCGUGUCGGCCAACGACCACGAGGUGCGGGUCUGGUUCGUGGCGCCGCCGCGCGGGGAGCGCGCCGAUGCCUGGGAGCCGCCCGGGGGACCGAGCGUGGACCUCGCCGGGGGUCUCCUGGCGGCCGCGUCGCUGGACGGCUUCGUCCGGGAGAGGCACAGCCCCUGGACCGACAAGGCGGCGGCCCUCUGGGCAGUAACGUUGCCGAGUCAGGACAGUCGGGAGGCGCCGCCGCUCCUGCCGCUGGACCGCGUCUCUCUGGGUCAGGGCGUUGGGGGCAGCCGCCUGCUGACAUUGCCCCAGGCUCAGGUGACGAUGUACACGGAUUCCCCAUUCGUGAAGGUGCAGACGGAGCCGUCGAUCCCAAUGAGUCCCCAUGCAGCUGUAUCCUUGGAGUUGAAGUCGGGUUUGUGCCAGCCGUGGAUGCGCGUCAUUCCCGUGCCACGGCCCUUCCCUGUCGUUCGCCCGUCAGGAUGUGCAUCGGCCGAUUUCAACGAGAUGUGGGAGCAGAUUCGUAUGAGUAUGCCCACGGGAUCAGGAGGAGAGGGGGACUUAUCCAAGGGCUGGGGGAUGUUCAUCGGCGCCGCGGAGCAGGAGUGGUGUGAUGUCUACCAGGUGUCGAACGACCGCUCGAAGCAUCUAGGCAGAGCGCAGGUCGUGUCGGACGGGCUCCUGGAGGCCAAGAAGGUUCAGACGUGGCCCCAGGUCCAGGGGCCCUUCGGGGCCUUCUCCGACCAUGACGUGCUCACCUGGAUCGCGCACGAUGGCGCCUCUGUGAACAUUCGGGACGUUUCGGCAUGGUACCUCAGGAAACUCCUGGUCCGCGGUUUUGAGGCCUGGCAGUGGGCCAAAGUUGCUGGUGCUGAAGGGUGCGAGCAUCUGGACAAAGGUGCUGCGAUGGCACCCCUUCUUCGGCUUCUGAAAGGUUCGCGGCCCCAGAGUCACCAGUGCAGAGACCUAGGCAGCUUGGCCUUGCAAGAGCGUGAUUACCUUAGGAGUGUUUUGAUUAAUGGGCAGUGGCCGAUGGCGAGGAAGCGUGAAGCUGGUUUCAGGUUCCAGCUCGCGCAGGUUCUUGUCGAGGACGUUGCUCAUUUCAUCGCGCGGGCUGGGGCCUCUGUGGACUCACGAGAUACGGUUUUGUUGAGGCCUGGCGCCAGGCCAAACAAGGCGCCUGUGCUGCAGCUGGUCUUUCCCAAGCUUGGGCACGAGCUGGUCGGCCCUCAGGGGGCUAGGUGGUGCGUGCGGUGCCGUGUUCCGUCACCCUCGAAGGCGGAGUGCCUUGGUGCCGUUGUGUCGCGGGCCGUCGAGGCCAAUCGUCGGAUCAUCGCCGACGGACUUAACGGCCACAAGCUUGUGUGUUUUGUCACUGAUCGGGCGCUCGACCGCCACCACUUUGCGGUGGUUGGGUGCCAGGUCUGCGGCGCUGCCACUUCGGUGCAGCGCAAAUCGUUGGCCCGACCCUGCACUAAGCCAGGGGUCCACGGGGCUCGGGCCAAAAGGGCCAUGGAGGGGGGAUAUGUCCCUCAUGUGAAGGGGGCUAAGGUGCGCACCUCUGUGGUGGCCCUGAGCCCCUAG
Prorocentrum cordatum is the source of this 2440-nucleotide messenger RNA. NCBI's taxonomy places the organism in Eukaryota, Dinophyceae, Prorocentrales, Prorocentraceae. The record is from the annotation of a GenBank genome assembly.